AUGUCGAGGCGCGUUCGCUUUACUAUUGCCCAACCAAUUACAAUUGCUGGAUGGUACAUUUCGGCGAUCUGUCUCGUCACUCUACUUGCAGUCUCCUCUGGUCCCGCUCUAAAGGAGGCUGAGCAACCUCAGAGCGAGUUCAUCUGGGCUCAGGCCUUCUACUAUGCAAUUUGGGCCACCAUCCUGUACUUCUUAGUGGCCUCAUUGCUAGUUGUCACCUACUGGGGCGCGCAUUCCGGUCACUACAGCAAGGAAUUCAACCUAACAACAAGCCAGCGAACUCUUAUGCUGCAGACUAUAAUCUUUCUAGCACAUCUACUGCUUGGAGCUCUCGUCUUCUCCUCGAUCGAAGGCUGGUCCUACCUAGACGGCGUCUAUUGGGCAGACGUGACUAUUUUCACCGUUGGGUUUGGCGAUUUUACGGUAACGACCAAUCUAGGACGGGCUCUACUAUUCCCGUAUGCUCUCAUUGGCAUCAUCAGCCUAGGGUUGAUCAUCGCCUCAAUCCGGGACAUGCUCAUAGAGCAUGGGCGUGUGCGCAUACAAGCCCGUGUGCAAGAAAACGUCCGCCGCAGGAUGGUAAGGACUAUGAGUCGGGACGGCAAGGAUGUGGUAUUGACGCCCAUCGAGCGAGACUCUGGUCGCGGCCAUGCGCCACACAGUGAGUUUGAGCGGCGGCGAUUGGAGUUUCGGCUCAUGCGCCGGAUCCAAAAGAAGGUAGCGACUCGAAGGCGAUGGGGGGCGUUGCUCACAUCCGCCUUCUCCUGGCUUAUGCUCCUGCUUGUGGGAGCCUUCAUCUUUUCCAGGUGUGAGAGGUCGUACAAGAACUGGACCUACUUCGAAGCCUUCUACUUUUCCUACGUGUCACUAUUGACAAUUGGUUACGGAGAUUUGGUCCCGACUUCGAAUUCUGGGAGGUCAUUUUUCGUCUUCUGGUCACUCUUGGCCUUACCGUCGGCGACGAUACUCAUUUCGAGUGCCGGGGACACCGUCAUCAAGUUCAUACGCGACAUCACCAUCCGCAUCGGCCAUAUGACUAUCUUACCAGGGGAUGACGAUUUCAAGCAUAGCUUCAAGGGAAUGGUGCAUGAACUAACGUGCGGUCAAGUCUUUCGGCGUGUCUAUACAAUGGAUCGCGACAUCGAGAGCAACGACCAACUGAACGACAAACAUACGACAGGCCCCUCCAAACGCCACGAGACCAGAGAAAGUGUCAGAAUCCAGCACCAUGUGUACCCGUCAGUUGCCCCAAGCCACUCCUCACCACUGCACCAUCGACAUAUACCGAAUGAGAGUACCACGCAGCAGCAUGCGAGGAACCUGGACAACCUCCCCACCGGUCAUGAUUUUAGCAUUCUUCUUGUUUCGGAAAUCCAGGUCGUGGCCAAACACGUGCGCGAGGCCAAGUCGAGACGAUACUCAUUUGACGAGUGGGCGUGGUAUUUACGCCUGAUCGGUGAGGACGAGCGCAAGCCGGACACGCAUGACAAACCACAGCCCGACGACAAGGGCAAGGUCGGGCACAACCACAAAAGCAAUGGCAAAAUGGCCGAGCGCGAAUCGGCCGCAGGCAAUCAUAGCCACGAGCCACGGAACGAGAACGGUCAUGAAAGGGUGAAGUGGUCGUGGGUUGGCCACCAGAGCCCAACUUUGGGCGAGAAAGAGGAGAGCGAGUGGAUUCUGGCAAAGUUGGUGGACAGGUUGAAGGACUCGCUAUGGAAGACCAAGAUGGAACUCGAAGGAUCAGCAACUGCGGCUUCUGGGACUUGA
Molecule: messenger RNA, 1770 nt
Organism: Purpureocillium lilacinum
Lineage: Eukaryota; Fungi; Ascomycota; Sordariomycetes; Hypocreales; Ophiocordycipitaceae
Source: RefSeq, a predicted model, not a curated record